UCUCAUUGCUCUCCCUGCUGCUCUGCUCGUCUGCUCGUCUGCUCGCCGCCCGGAGCUUCACGCCGCCGCCGGAUAUCCUAGUCGACGCGCCUCCGGUCCGGCUUGUUUUCCCCCCCCUAAUUUCGGCGAGUGUGGAGCAAGCCUGCCAUGCUGGGGAACUCCUUACCGGGCAGAUAACCGGUGGAAAACGGGCGGAAAGAGUCGCUCUAGUGGCAUGAGACGCAGCGGCUCGCUCCUAUCUGCCUUCACAAAGGAGCGGCGCUUUCCUCGGGGGCCAUGACGAGCCACGGCCGCGGCGAGGACGACCCGCUGGGGGGGGACAGCUCCACGGAGCCCGGCCUCGACCCCGACCCCGGGCCGAGGGAGAAGUUCCUGCCCGCGGAGGACCGCCUGGACUCGGCGUACGGCUCCUCGUCCCUCACGGUGGACAGCCUGUCGGAGAUCGUGGAGGUCUGCAGUCUGGGCUCCGGGGGGGAAGAGCCGGAGACCAGCCCUGACCUGUCCGAGCAGGAGAACCUGCUCACGGCCAUCACUGAGGAUGGAGACACGAUCCUGCAUCUAGCAAUCAUCCAUGAAGACGAAGACUUUGCUCAGGAAUUAAUACAGAUAUUCCCAAAAGAAGUACUGGACAUCCAAAACAAUUUGUAUCAGAGUCCUCUUCACUUGGCCACCUACCUGAACCUGGCAGAUGUAGUGAAGGGCUUGCUGGAGAAAGGGGCCAACUUGGGACUGCAAGACCAUGAUGGGAACACGCCGCUCCAUGUGGCCUGCCAGAACGGGCAGAUAAAUUGCACCUCUGAAUUGAUCAGAGACGUUUCUCCUAGCAAGCUAGCGCCGGUCAUCGAGUCCCAGAACUGGAGAGGUCUUGCUUGUCUUCACUUGGCUGCACUGAACAGGCAACAUCAAAUUAUGAAGCUCCUUGUGAAAAAGGGUGCAGACCUGAACAUCCAGGAGGGAACCAGCGGGAAAACGGCUCUCCACCUCGCCGUUGAGCUACAUGACAUCACGUCGGUGAGGCUGCUGCUCAGCAAGGGAGCAAACGUUGAUGCUGCCAUGUUCAAUGGCUGCACGCCGCUCCAUCUGGCAGUGGGGAGGCAGGACGCCAACAUCGCCCACCUCCUCUGCCAGUCUGGCGCCGACACGAUGCUGCGAAACAUGGAGGACGAAACGGCGCUGGAUCUGGCUGAUGGCAACGAGGAUAUUCUGGCUCUUUUUCCUUUUGAUGACAUCCAGAUCUCCGGGAGGUCGGUGGUCGGCAUGAAGUUCUGAGGUUAAUCGCAGGCUGAGGAGUCUUUCAACUUCCUGGAGUCUCACUGCAGCAAGGAACUUUUGAUUUACGUAAAUUAUAUUUGAGCUGAAAUAGUUGUCAAAUUGUGCCUUUAUGUGUAGUUGACUCUAAUAUAUAGAGAAAUCUGCAACCAUUUGAAACCUUAUUUCCCUUUGGCAACAAAAGAACAGUGAUUCUUCUUCAUCGAGCACAGAAUUACAAAUAUAUAUAUAUAUAUAUAUAUAUAUAUAUAUAUAUAUAUAUA
Messenger RNA from Cololabis saira (Pacific saury), 1532 nucleotides. RefSeq names its product nuclear factor of kappa light polypeptide gene enhancer in B-cells inhibitor, epsilon (gene nfkbie). Gene Ontology annotation, molecular function: protein binding. NCBI's taxonomy places the organism in Eukaryota, Metazoa, Chordata, Actinopteri, Beloniformes, Belonidae. The record is from RefSeq and is a predicted model, not a curated record. The transcript has 6 exons. The coding region runs from base 277 to 1269 and encodes 330 amino acids.